Molecule: messenger RNA, 4346 nt
Organism: Manis pentadactyla (Chinese pangolin)
Lineage: Eukaryota; Metazoa; Chordata; Mammalia; Pholidota; Manidae
Gene: WDTC1
Product: WD and tetratricopeptide repeats 1
Exons: 17
Coding region: 538-2577 (679 amino acids)
Biological process (GO): negative regulation of fatty acid biosynthetic process
Cellular component (GO): cytoplasm; Cul4-RING E3 ubiquitin ligase complex
Molecular function (GO): protein binding
Source: RefSeq, a predicted model, not a curated record
CAGGCGCGGUGCCGGGCUUCUCCCGGGUCCCUAGACAGCUGGAGGAGAUAAACAGAGGAGGAGGGAGGGGAGUGCGUGUGUGAGAGCGCGCGAGGGAGUGUGAGUGUGUGUGAGCGCGGUGUGAGGCGGUGCGCAGGGGCGGGCGGAGGCGCUGUCCGGCCCCGGCUAGGCGCCGGGCAGGGAGCAUGGGAAGGGGCUAGGGCUGCCCGGGCCCCCCAGCCCCCUCCCCGGGAUCCGCGCCCCACCUCCGGGGAGAGGGGCCGGGACCCCCGGACGGACAUGGGCUCCUGAAGUUGCGCCGCCGCCGGUCCUGGGAAAAGGCCUGACAGCGAACCUAGAGGCAGUGAGCACUCAGCAGCAAGAGGGGUCCCACCAACCUCCUGCCCUGGGAACUACACUCGGCAUCUCAGCAUCAGGCUGCCAGAGCUUUGAACUGGAUAAUUAAAUGUGUGUCUUGUGGACCUGGGCUUGGCUGGAAUGCUCAAGGGUCCUGAAGAUCCCUCUAUAGCUUCCUUCUUUUGAAUCCAUUAAGAGAAGAUGGCAAAAGUCAACAUAACUGGAGACCUUAUCCGUAGGCAGAUCAAGGAGCGGGGUGCUCUGAGCUUUGAGCGGCGUUACCAUGUCACUGACCCCUUUAUCAGACGGCUGGGCCUGGAAGCAGAGCUGCAGGGUCACUCAGGAUGUGUCAACUGUCUGGAGUGGAAUGAGAAAGGAGACUUGCUGGCCUCUGGUUCCGAUGACCAGCACACAAUUGUGUGGGACCCGCUACACCACAAGAAGCUGCUCUCCAUGCACACAGGACACACUGCAAAUAUCUUCUCUGUCAAGUUCCUGCCUCACGCUGGGGACCGCAUCUUGAUUACGGGGGCAGCCGACUCUAAGGUGCAUGUCCAUGAUCUGACAGUAAAGGAGACCAUCCACAUGUUUGGAGACCACACAAACCGGGUGAAACGCAUUGCCACGGCGCCCAUGUGGCCCAACACAUUCUGGAGUGCUGCAGAGGAUGGGCUUAUCCGCCAGUAUGACCUUCGGGAGAACAGCAAACACUCGGAGGUGCUGAUCGACCUGACAGAGUACUGCGGUCAGCUGGUGGAGGCCAAGUGCCUCACCAUCAAUCCCCAGGACAACAACUGCCUGGCAGUAGGAGCCAGUGGGCCCUUUGUAAGGCUCUACGACAUCCGCAUGAUCCAUAACCACAGAAAGAGCAUGAAGCAGAGCCCUUCAGCAGGUGUGCACACCUUCUGUGACCGCCAGAAGCCCCUUCCAGAUGGUGCAGCCCAGUAUUAUGUAGCAGGUCAUCUGCCAGUGAAGCUGCCUGACUACAACAACCGUUUGAGAGUGCUGGUUGCCACCUAUGUGACCUUCAGCCCCAAUGGCACAGAGCUACUUGUCAACAUGGGAGGUGAGCAGGUCUAUUUGUUUGACCUGACCUACAAACAGAGGCCGUACACCUUCCUCUUGCCUAGAAAAUGCCACUCCUCAGGGGAAGUUCAGAAUGGCAAGAUGUCUACCAAUGGUGUGUCCAACGGUGUGUCCAAUGGCUUGCACCUUCACAGCAAUGGCUUCCGGCUACCAGAGAGUAGGGGACAUGUCAGCCCCCAGGUAGAGCUGCCCCCAUACCUGGAGCGUGUGAAACAGCAAGCCAAUGAGGCUUUUGCCUGCCAGCAGUGGACACAGGCCAUUCAGCUUUACAGCAAAGCCGUGCAGAGGGCCCCUCACAAUGCCAUGCUCUACGGAAACCGAGCUGCUGCCUACAUGAAGCGCAAGUGGGAUGGUGACCACUAUGAUGCUCUGAGAGACUGCCUCAAGGCCAUCUCCCUAAAUCCAUGCCACCUGAAGGCACAUUUCCGCCUGGCCCGCUGCCUCUUUGAGCUCAAGUACGUGGCUGAGGCCCUGGAGUGCCUAGAUGACUUCAAAGGGAAGUUCCCAGAACAGGCACAUAGCAGCGCUUGUGAUGCACUGGGUCGUGACAUCACGGCCGCCCUCUUCUCCAAAAAUGAUGGUGAGGAGAAGAAGGGAGCUGGCGGGGGGAGCAGCGGCCCAGUUCGUCUCCGCAGCACGAGCCGCAAGGACUCCAUCUCAGAGGAUGAGAUGGUACUACGGGAGCGAAGCUACGACUAUCAGUUCCGCUACUGUGGCCACUGCAAUACCACCACGGACAUCAAGGAGGCCAAUUUCUUUGGCAGCAACGCUCAGUACAUCAUCAGUGGCUCUGACGAUGGCUCCUUCUUCAUCUGGGAAAAGGAGACCACCAAUCUGGUCCGCGUGCUCCAGGGAGACGAGUCCAUUGUCAACUGCCUGCAGCCACACCCUAGCUACUGCUUCUUGGCCACCAGCGGCAUCGAUCCUGUUGUGCGGCUCUGGAACCCCCGACCAGAGAGUGAAGACCUCACAGGCCGAGUUGUGGAGGACAUGGAGGGCGCUUCUCAGGCCAACCAGCGGCGCAUGAAUGCGGACCCACUGGAGGUGAUGCUGCUCAACAUGGGCUACCGGAUCACAGGCCUGAGCAGCGGGGGCGCUGGGGCCUCUGAUGAUGAGGACAGCUCCGAGGGCCAGGUGCAGUGCCGGCCCAGCUAGACACUCCUGACCCUGGUUCCCAGCCCUCACUACUGGCUGGACCCUCCACCCUGGGCAGGAGGUCAGGGGGUUCUGUUUUGGUUUGUCUCCCCACCCCCACUUUUUCAUUUUCCUGUUUUGUUUGUUAGUUUGGCAUUGGGGGUGGGGGCUGCUGCAACUUGCUGGUUUUCAGACUGCUGGGUGAUGCCUCUUGACUGGCCUCAGCCCUGAGCAGGAGAGGCAGCUCCUGCGUCUGCCCCAGCCUCCCACUUCAUGUCCCUGGAAGGCCCUGGCCUGCCUCAGGUGGGGAGGCAAGGGCCGAAGCUGUCUUCCAAGACUGCUUGACCCUUCAGUUAGCACCAGGAAGGGGAGUGGAAUUCCUAGUCCCUGAGGCCCAGGACCUGUUGCCACUCUUGCUCCACAGCGGGCAAGGCUAGCCUCCCUGUGGUCUUCAGGGAAGGCUCUGUACAAGAAUGGGGUCCCACCCUCCCUCCUCAGCUGCUGUGUCUCGGUGGAAGCAGAAGGAAGGAUGGGAGCCAUGCACUGCGCAAGGCCAGGCUGCCAUCUGGUCAUAGGAGAGCAUCCUUACCCUCUUCCUGGGCACUGGCUCUGGGCCCUGCGCCUGCUUUUGCUGGCCACUUCUGGGGGCUCAGCCUUUCCCAAAGGCCCUGGCAGAGGGUGGGGCUGCACCAUACCCCAUCCACCUGUGCCAGCCCUUCCACACUUUGGCCACCCUCCUCUCGGGCACCUCGGCCUCACUGUGACCUUUCUGCCAGAGCUCCCAGCCAGGCCAGUUCCUGCUGAGGUGGCUCUCUCUGCUAAGGGCCCUUUCUGCCCUCCCUCCCGCCCCACAUGCUGAGCCGCCACAAAGACCAAAGAAGUGAUGGCUUUUCUCUGUCCCCUGCUGCUCUGGGGGGAGGGGGAGGGGUCUCCUGAGCCCCUGGGUUGGGGGGAGUCCCUGACUCAACCCCUGCCCUCCUCAGCAGCCCCAAGCUCUACACUGGAUGCAGCAGUCACCCCACCGCUCACCGAGCCUCUCGCUGCCCCCUGGGCUCUCGGCUCAGGAGCUGUUCCUGGUACUUGGUUCAUCCUCCCUCCCUUCCCCCUCAGUGCUCACUGGGCUCCAGCCCUCCAGCUGCAGCCUCUGGGGAGAAGCAGCCUCCUCCUUCGCGUCCUCCCGCCCCCCCUCCCUCCGCCCGUCUCUGCCAGGUGCCUCCUCUCAGUCAGGCUUCAGAGCAGCCCUGGAGACAGGAGGGCCAUGUUAAAAGCUUUUUCACAGUUUUAAGAAGAUGGGGGGAUGAGGAUAGUGGUGGGGGGUCUGGCACCAUCUCGUCUUUGCUUUAAUUCCAGCAACACAGGUGGCAGCUUAUCCCGCCUCCUCCCCACUGGCCGCUCUUCCCACCCCUCUCUCCUAGCUUGGUAAUGAAGUAUAUUUAUUGGUGAAGGAAACAGCUGCUUCUGCUUCUCCUACUGCUGGGACUUGCUCCCCUGUCUCCUCUCCAUGACUUCUCCCCAGCCAGGGAUGGAGAGUGAGAGUACUGGGGCUACACCCUGGGGCCCAAGGACCAGCAGGAGCCCCUCUGCUUUCCCGUGUUCCAGCCACCUGCCAUUUCCUCUCUCCCAGCCUCCCGCCCUCCCUCCUUCCACCCCUGCCUGCCCAGCCUGGGCCCUGCAGUGUGGAGAGACACUUAAGCCUUACUGUCCUCUGGGGGCAGGAGCCGAGCCUUUUUGUUGCUCUGCUCCCAGGAGAGUGAGGGUGACGCAAUUGAUUAAAACCAUUUUGUUCUAGG